This is a messenger RNA of Xenopus laevis (African clawed frog), 3620 nucleotides long. It is a transcript of the gene pphln1.L, whose product is annotated as periphilin 1 L homeolog. Gene Ontology annotation, cellular component: nucleoplasm. The transcript has 11 exons. NCBI's taxonomy places the organism in Eukaryota, Metazoa, Chordata, Amphibia, Anura, Pipidae. Gene Ontology annotation, biological process: negative regulation of gene expression, epigenetic; protein localization to heterochromatin; negative regulation of DNA-templated transcription. The record is from RefSeq and is a predicted model, not a curated record. The coding region runs from base 246 to 1316 and encodes 356 amino acids.
UCGCGAGAUGAAAUCUAUGAGGUCUGGAUUAGCUGUCCGGCAGCAGGAGUCAAGGAGCUAGACAUCAAUUGGGCUGCGGGACGUUUAAACAGCGGUUUCAGAUUGCGGGUUGGGUUCAUAAAAUCGUGCCUGUUGGGCGGAAAACCAUUUUGAGAAUACCGGUAGAACUUUGCUUGUAUCCGAGGGAUCCCAAAAUUCGACUCCACGAGGCAUAAAAAGAGAGGCUUUUAGAAACUGUAAAAUUAAUGGUGGAAUUCAGGAAAGAAGACAUGUGGACCGAUGGUAAAUAUGAGCCUCCCUAUGAACGCCUUCCUAGACAUCGUCUUCCACCACGUGAAAUUCCUCCUGAUGGAGAGUAUCACAGGAUGGUAAAUCUAGUCCACAGAAGGCCAGAUGAGGAAGGUUACCAGCGCUGUGAAGACUACAGUGAUUCUGAAUAUAGAGAUUAUGAGGAGUGUUAUGUCCAAGAGCGGAGAAGUGGUAUUCCAUACAGAGAUGACCCAGAAUAUAGAUGGCGAGGUGAGCCUCCUACGAGCCGACAACUUGAGCACAGAGCAGGAUCUUGGCUCGAAAGAUUUAUGGAAAGAGAAAGCAAAGAUGGCUACAGGAAAAAGGCAUACUACCAGCCUGUCUGUCCCAGAGACCGCUCACCGCAAAGAAGAGACUCUCCUUUUGUCCGGGACUCUCCUGUUACUCGAAAGGAUUCUCCACAUAGUAGAUCCGGUUCCAGUGUUAGCAGCAGAAGCUACUCACCAGACAGAGGGAAAACCUACCCUUCCCACCAACACAGAAGAAGCAAAGAGCGGUCAAGUACUCAUCCUCCAGCAGUAUCCCCGACAAGUUCUGCUGCAAUUCCUCCUACAAAGGGUGCAGAAUUAGAUAAAAGUUGCCGACUGUCUGACCCAAUUUUUAUGGAGGCUGCUUGUAAAUGGGUUGCUGAGAGAAUGGAGAAGGUCACUGAAUGCAAAUUGCAAGAUGGUACAGAAGAGCAUGCUGGGUCAUCUUCUGCACUGCAUGGAGACCAAAUUGCAGAGUUAGAGGCAAAUGUUUCUGGGAAUUCUGAAUUCCAUGAUGCAAAUCCACAUACCAGCCGUUCAAGAGCAAUUGCAGCAAAGACAAAAGAAAUCGAAGAGGUUUCUGUUGGCGGAGUGUUUCCUAAACAAAGUAUCCUUUGUGUACAUUGGAAAGUGCCCACACAUAACAUGGACGUGUCACAUACAGUAGCCUUGGGAGACUUGUUUCCUGUGCUUCUUAUGCAGGGGAGCCUUCAUUUCCCAAAAGUUGCUAUGCCUUUUCUUAUAGGUGCCACAAAGUAACUUUUAAAAAUUAGCACCUAUUUUUGUUUGAGUACCGGUAAUCAGAUAAUCUUGCAUUCAAAUUCAGCGUGAAAAGCUUGGCAUAUAGUAACUGAAGCAGGGAAAUAUGCCCUUGUUGCAAGAAAUACUUGCUGAUCUCUUUAUUUUUAGUUUAUAAAAGUGUUGCAGGUUUGGCACAUGGGUGCAAUUAUUACACAAACCACAAGUGACCCUAGUAUUAAAUUGAAUCCCUAACUAUAUAAAAGGUUUUAAAGGAGAAUGAAAGCUCCAAUCGAGGCAGGGUGACAAUUGUUAGGGCAACCCCAAGGAUUGUAAUGACUUACCGGAUACCCUGGGCUGGUGCUCCUGUUAGUAGAAAACUGCACCAUUCUGCGCCCUUACAUUUGGCUCCCACCUUUGAUUGUAGUUUUUUUGUUUUGUCAGAUGAGAGAAUUAUGUACAGAUGUGCUGUGUGUGUAGCAAUUCAUCCCAUUUUAUAAAUGAACUAUGGAUAACUGAAAGCUAGCCAUUUUAUUUUCACUUAAAAACAACAUACCAGCCCUAAAAUAGUUAUAGGACAAAGCAGAUUAUUUUAGGUGGGAAGUAUUGCUGAUCACAGCCUUGUGCCUCCACAUCACAAUUUUUGGAACUGUGUGGAGAAUUCUGGGGGGACACAACAGGUUUGUUGUUUAGGGUGCAAAAUUUGCUAUAGUCUUCUUACCGGUAGCAACCAAUCAGCAGGUAACAUUUCCUGGUCACCAGUUUAAAAGUAAAUAUCUUAUUGGUUGCUGUAGGUUACUGCACCUGGGUAAACGUUGUGCCUUUUAUUACAUGUGCUAGUUACAUUUUAAUCUUGACAAUUUUCUUUUCUCUUGACUCUUUAACACGAGUGCUUAAUCUGAAAUGUAACCGUGUUCUGUAUUGGUUUGUAUUUUAUUAUUGUAUUGAGUCCUUUCUGUUCUGUCACUGUACAACAUUGCGUGCACAAAUUGCAUCACAUAAAUUAAAAUCUACUUACAUUGUGCUCAAAAAUGGGGAAACCCUGCAAAUGUUGGCAAGGGAUCAAUGUUUAUAAGCUUGUUUGUAGCCAUAAACAACUCUCACACACACCACUAUGUCCAAUACAAUCUAGAACUAUACCUAGCCCACAGUUUUGCCAUAUAAUAAGUAAUAGCCAAGACACAUUAAAGGAAUGGUUCACCUUUAAGUAAACUUUUAGAAUGUUAUGGAAUAGCAAACAAACUAUAGUAACUAUUCAAUUGGUCUUUAUUUAUUUAUUUUUUUAACUAUUUACCUUUUUCUGGCAGCUUUCAAAUGGGGGUCACUGGCCCCAUCGAAAAAUGUAUUAUUGCCACUUUUUAUUACCCAUCUCUCAAUUCAGCCCCUCUCCUAUUCAUAUUCCAGUCUGUUAUUCAAAUCAAUGUAUGGUUUCUAGGGUAAUUUGGACCCUAGUAACAACUUUGCUGAAAAUCCAAACCUGGGAGCUGCUAAAUAAAAAGCUAAAUAGCUCAAAAACCACAAAUAACAAAAUGAAAUCCAAUUGCAAAUCUCAAUAUUUAGAAUGAUGUAAAGGUGAACAACCCAAAAGCAUAGACCUGCAAAAUGUACGAGGUGAGGGAAGCAUGCUAGAGAAAGUGUAUACUCACUCCCAACAUGAUGUCAUAUCACCGUGUCACUUCCUCAGCUCUCAUCACAAGAGAUUUUUCAGAUGAUAAUCUCAUAAAAACCUGAGCCUGUCCUGGAGCUGCUAUUUGGAGCUUUGAAGGCAAGUUCAAAGGUUUAGCAGCAACACUGGCUUCUUACAGCAGCACCAUUCAUACAUGAAAUUAUACAGAGCCAAAGCUUUUCAUCUACACAGCUCUGUCAUUUGCCUCUGUAAUUUACCACUAAUGGAAAAGGAGCGACAACUCUUCCCGGGCAAUGAUGUUUUUAAUUAAGACUGUUUAACGGAAGCACUCCAAAUGUUUAUGUGGGGCAAUGUCCUUAAACACUUUAUACGCUACAACUGCUGCUUCUCUUUGAAUCCACUACAGGGACCCUUUGAUUUAAUCAGUAGCAUUUCUCUUAUUGGAACGAGAGAGAGAGUUUGUCAUGGUCUUCCAGUAACAUUUUCUAUUUAACUUUAACACCUUAUAGGAAAAAGGCUUUUCCAUUGAUAAUCUGAAAGGAAAACACAGUGCUGCUUCCUCCCUGCAUAGUCAGCAAUGCAGUUCAUUGUUAAGUUCAUACAUUGCUUUACAUGCUCUAUAGAUACAGCAAGUGAUUGAUGUUUGUUGCUUUGUUCCUCUUUCUAUAAAUAAGAAAUAAAGUAAUGUAAGCCUCCCU